Coccidioides immitis RS is the source of this 3012-nucleotide messenger RNA. RefSeq lists its product as uncharacterized. Bases 1 to 3012 code for a protein of 1003 amino acids. Lineage: Eukaryota; Fungi; Ascomycota; Eurotiomycetes; Onygenales; Onygenaceae. The record is from RefSeq and is a predicted model, not a curated record. The transcript is spliced from 2 exons.
AUGCGCCUGGACGCGGCCUCCGCCGUCACCACUCUGCCCUCGCCACCCCAGAAGAAGAAGAACAACAACAACAACACCGCGAUCCGGACAUGCUCUCGCAGUCGCAGCCAGACUGAUCCGUCGGCCAGACAUCAUCAUCAUCAUCAUCCCCCAGGACCCUCCGUCAGAGACCGCCGCUCCGUCGACUUCGCGUCCCCAACACACAGACACAAACCCGCCUCCCUCCAGUUCAACCCAGCCUCUCCCCUCAGCUCCGAGAGCUUCUCCAACCCGGCGCUCGCCAGCUUCUCGCCUCGCAAGGUCGCCGCCCUCAAGUCCGGUGCCCGAGCAGGGGUUGUGUCCUCCUCCACGUCCAACACCACCUCUUCCUCUUUCUUCUUCUCUACGUCCAACACCACGUCUUCCUCGUUCUUCUCCUCCUCCUCUUCCAUCCCAAAGCUACUCCUGCAGACCCCCCGGACGGCCCGUGACCUGGAUCUGCAGUCCCAGUCGUCCUCCGCCGCCCACUUCAACUCGCCCCUGUCGCCCGGAACCCUCCCCAGCGCCGCAUCGUCCACCGUCUCCCCGUCCGAGAGCUUCCGUCCGCCGUCUACGAUCGACUCCCGGACGUCGUAUCAGAAGCGCGCCCCCGCGUCUCGGAGCAGCCUGGGCAUUGAAACCGCGUCCGGGCCGCCUCCUGCGCUAAGCACCCAACGCAGUCUUGCCCAGGAACGACACACCACGCUGUCAUCAUCUCUCGAGUAUCCCAACAGAUCCCGAUCCUUUGGCCUGGCCUCCUCCUCCUCCUCCACUCGAGAUUCUGGCUCCAAACUGAAUAGUUCCUCCGCCUCCACCUCCGUCGAGGUCGGCAUGAGACCCGAACAGUCGCCCACUUCGAUCCUGAAACGGUCGUCGCUCCCGACCCGGACCGUCUAUUCGUCUUACCAGAGCGACCGGCCCAGGAGCACGCUCGCCUCGCAGGCGAACGAGAGCCCCAACGAUGGCGACCAUGAUGAUGGUGAUGAUGAUGAUGAUGACCUUACCGCGAGACUUGACACCAAUGCCGAUGCGAGUUCCAAGGACUCCGACGAUAGCAGACAGAAAAACGAAGAUGUCUUCUUGAACAUUGCAAAAUCCUCGUCGAGCCGCCGUGACUCGGUAAGGGGUUCAGAGCGACAGAGAUCGAAAUUUGGGCUCACUGGCCUGUCUUCGCGAUUACGAACGAAAGAAGAUACGCCCCCUCCCGAUCGAAACAUAUACGAUUCCCAGGAUGUAUCUCCGCUCAACGGCUACACCACCGGCAUCCUGAGAUCUGCCGCAUCUUCCCAUCCUCUGGAUGACUCGAGUCGUCUUAAGUACCUUGGAUCCACCGCCCGAUCGACAAUUGGACUGCCCCGGAGCAGGUUUGGUCGCAGCACAGCCCGUGAAUUGUCGCCGGAGCCACCGCAGCAGCAACGCCCAAGUGAGCGGCGUGGUUCAGCUCAGGAUACCUUUCAGCUGCGAGCUCACCGACAGUCAAACAUCCCAGGUGGAAGAGGCUACCGCGCGCUGUCCAACUCCGACGGCACAGAUCCAGCCAAACUGGACGUCGAGCGAUCGCGAUACGACGGUACUGAAUCAACACUGUCAACGACUGCGCCUUCCACAGUCUGGGAUGAAUUGGACGAUCUGAAGUCAAGGAUCCGGAAGUUAGAGCUGACCGGGAAACUCCCUACGUCUUCAGCCGCUGCUAUGUCAUCGGUAUCGGGCGAGAGACCGCGGACUGCCACCACCACCGUCACCACGAUUUCGUCCUCUCCAAAACAUGGGCGAAGGACGAGUGCGUCUCCCAACAAUUCCGGUGACGCCGCGACGACGGCCGAUGCUCAGAUGCAAACGCUGCUCCGCACCGGACUGACCAAGGUGAAGCCGGCGGUGAGCCCGGAGAUCUAUUCUGCGCUCGAGGCCACCGCGAACGAUGCUUUGACCCUUUCCUCCAUGUUUGGCUCGAACGCCCAGCAAUUGGCCAGCACCAUGUCUGUGGUUGGCACGGCUACCGGCUCUGACCGGCAGUUCAAGAGAAAAGUCGACAGCAUGUGUCGAAGCCUCACCGAGCUUUGUAUCGCAUUGGCUGAUCAAAAGUUGAUCGCGGCGUCGAAGAACCGCCCCGGAAGCAGAGAUGCGACCUCCAGCGUGCCACAAGUGAAUGGUGCCGACACCACACCCAAUACCACUACGACCAAUUUUCGGCGAAGUGCAAGUCAUGAGCCAGAGGACGUUGGACGGCAAGCUGGCUCUCUAGGACGAACGCUGACGAGCAGCCGGUUGGAAGGGCGUCGUUCAAGCAUGCUCAACCUUUCCACUACCGGUUCUACGGUGCGAAGCUCGCAGGAAGCCUCUGAUUCCCAGGUUACUUUAAAGCCAUCAACGCCCGUCAGCCGAAUCGGACGCUCGUCAACAACAGCAACCUUGCGCAACAGACGGCAGGAUGAGGAAGACACGCACGAUAAGUCGUCGAUAGUGAGCCGUACCCUAUCAUCACGAGUAUUCACGGAUAUCCCCGAGCCGAAACCUCGACAUUCCCUCAUCCACCGAUCCUCUCGCGAAUUCAGCCCCUCGCAUGACCAGCAGACGCAUCAAGACCAGCAAUUACCCCCUCAACGCACUAUCCAGGUUCGAAACACUCCAUCCAAUCAAUCCGGAAUACCCCUUCGCCGAACCUUCCUCUCAACGGGAUCCCACCUCUCCACGACAAGUCACCUCAACAUUCAGCCUGGCUACCGCAGAUACGGCAGCUCGGUCAUAAACACCGGCCUGACGCCUCAGGCCGAGCGACGAGGAGGAGGAGGAGGAGGGGCAGCAGGUGCAGGAGCUCCUGAUCAAGGCGAAACGGUGAGCUCGCCGCUAACUGCUACGGCGACAACACCUACCACCAGGACGGCGUCGCACUUCAGCAGCAUGCAGCAACUCCGGCCGCGGACUAAUAGCUUUGGAACGAGGCGGCUGAGCCUACGACGCACGCUGGACGGGGGCAGUGUUGCCAAUGCGGGUUAA